Acanthocheilonema viteae is the source of this 1770-nucleotide messenger RNA. NCBI's taxonomy places the organism in Eukaryota, Metazoa, Nematoda, Chromadorea, Rhabditida, Onchocercidae. The record is from the annotation of a GenBank genome assembly.
CCGUUGGAUUACGAAGAUCCAGCACAACGUAACGGAUUCACGUUCGGCAUUCGUGUUUAUGAUGGCCGAUACUACGCAACAACUAAAUUGUACAUCGAGCUCCAAGAUAAAAAUGAUAAUCCGCCGGUCAUCAACGGACCGCAACAUGUGCAGUUACAUGAAGAUGCAUGGUUUGGCAAAGAGGUUGCCAAAUUCACGCAAGAAUACAUUCAUUCAUCGGCGGAUCAUUUAAAUAAUGAUCGUCAUAUUAAAGUUAUCUCGAGAAAUUUAAAAAUCUCACAAAAUUCCAUACUUUGGUGGCUUCUUCUGAUUAUUUUAUAUACAUCAGUAGUAGCAGUAGUGAAAGGUCAAGAGUUAUCACAACUCUUUCUUGGUUCCUAUCCCAGCCAAUCACGAUUCCUGAAUUUUGCCGGUAAAAGUCAGCGUGAUAUUGUAGUAAGAUUGACCAAGAAUUUAACAGAAGAUACACCUGUAGGCACAUUAAUUGCAACAUUUCGUGCCGAAGAUAAGGAUUCAAUGACACAUAAUUUAACAUUUCGAAUUAAUCGUCAAACUGAUCCAAAACGUCAAUUUUCAAUCGAUCAAAGUGGAUCGUUAUGUGUUGCUCAACGACUUGAUCGUGAAGAAAUUCCGAAAUAUAAUUUAGUUGUUGAAGCAUUUGAUUCUGCCGGAAAUGUCGGAUUUCAAACGAUUGAAAUUUACGUGCAGGAUGUUAAUGAUAAUGCUCCGGUACCGUAUACCAUACCAAAUCCGUGUGUUUUCAUGGAAAAUACCGAUCCAACAAUGCAACCAACCUGUGAGAUACGAGCAUACGAUCCGGAUACAAUCGAGAAUGGACCACCUUUCAUGAUGAAAUUAGCAUCAGAUUUUAAAUUUGGUGCAUAUCUCAAUGUUGUUUAUAACAAAAAUGGUGAUAACGGUAAUGGUUCAAUGACUGUGACAGCAAAACAACGAUUGGAUCGUGAAGCUGAAUUUCCCGGAAAGCAACUUGAAAUUCCAAUAAUUCUAAAAGAUUCGGGUGGUUUACAAUCAGAACGCUCUGUUUACAUCAUUAUUGGUGAUGAGAAUGAUAGUCCAAUGAGAGAUGGUGAAAUGACCAUUUUUGUGAAUAGCUAUUUGGGACAUCUCGGGAAGACGGUAAUUGGACGAGUAUAUGUUGAGGAUAAAGAUGAUUGGGAUUUACCGGAUAAAGUAUUCUCAUGGGCUGCUGGCAAAUCUUUACCUGGCUUCAGUCUUGCUAUCAAUGGAGAGAUUACAAUGGAUGCUAAUAUGCCACCUCGAACAUAUCAAAUGAUUGCAAACGUUGUUGAUAAACGACGUAAUGAGAAAGCACAAGGUGUUGUUAAUGUAAUUAUAAAGAAAGUACCUGCUGCUGCUUUCGAAAAUCAGGGUGCAAUAAGAAUUAUGCUCUCACCUAAUGGGCUUCAUUCACCGGAUAGUUUUAUAAGAAUUGAUUCGACUGGUUCCAGUCCGAUGAGUCGAUUUGUGAAUAAAAUGAAUGAAUAUUUAGAUGGGAAUUCAGAAUUGGACGUCUUUUCCAUUAAGCAAGAUCAAAUGGUAUUGCAAAAUUAUGCUCCAACUGUAUUAGAUGUUCGUUUUUCUGCACAUGGUACACCGUACAAAAGUCCAAUCUUGUUGAAUGGUUUAAUUGCACAGUAUCGAAGUGAAUUAGAACAUGCAAUUGGUGCAACAAUUGUAUCAGCUGGUAUUGAUAUGUGCAAAUUUACUGUAUGUGAUAAAGGUUGCCAAACUGUUCAUCAUGCUAAUGAG